ACAAAAUAACAAGACCAGCCGAGACAUGGAAGAACGCGAGGGAUCUUUCCCUUCCCUUUACUCGUCUAUUGCGGAGGCAGACCGACCCUCGUCGCUUUUUGAUUUUUCAAAUUCUGAACGCAAAUUCAUAUAUCUGACUCCAAAUUCUAACUCGUCAAAGGAAUUCUUCUUUCUUUUCAAAGCAAUUUCUGUUUUUUAGUUUCUUACGCGUUGUAUAAAGUCUCUCAAACCCUUCAAACACGACAACCCAGAAAACCCGCAAGCGUCGGUCAAUGUAACUGGCAGAACUGUGUCUCAACACAUAUUUAUAGAUCUGCGAUGGGAUUUUCCUUUGGUGUUAUAGAGGUUUUGGAAUUGUAGACGAAGAAUGAGUGAAGAUAAGGAAUCGUCCCCUGGUCGGAGUCCCAGGAAAUUAUUAUGCCACGCCGGUUCCGGCGCCGUUGCAGGCGCGAUUGCGGCGACUUUUAUGUGCCCCUUGGAUGUUAUAAAGACAAGGCUACAAGUCCAUGGCCUACCUCAAGCUCCGGUUUCUAGUCGCGGAGGUAGUAUCAUUGUCACAAGCUUACAGAACAUAGUGAGGACUGAAGGUCUUAGGGGAAUGUAUCGCGGACUCUCUCCAACUUUAUUAGCGCUCCUUCCGAACUGGGCAGUGUAUUUCGCAGUCUAUGAGCAACUAAAAGGCCUACUUCAUUCACAUGGUGAUGGCAAUGGUCAACUCACAAUUGGUGCUAAUAUGGUAGCUGCUGCGGGGGCUGGAGCUGCAACAUCUAUUGCAACAAAUCCGUUGUGGGUUGUUAAGACCAGACUCCAAACACAAGGGAUGAGGCCAGGUGUGGUUCCAUACAAAGGCAUAUUUUCUGCUUUGAGAAGAAUCGCACACGAGGAAGGCAUACGGGGACUCUAUAGUGGCAUUCUUCCUUCGUUGGCUGGUAUAAGCCAUGUUGCAAUUCAGUUUCCCGCGUAUGAGAAGAUCAAGUCUUACAUGGCCAAGAUGGAUAAUACCACUGUUGAUAAUCUGAGUCCUGGUGACGUUGCAAUUGCUUCCUCAGUAGCCAAAGUACUUGCCUCCGUGUUGACAUACCCGCACGAGGUUGUGCGUUCAAGGCUUCAAGAGCAAGGUUAUGUCAGACAUCAUGAUGCUCAAUAUGCUGGGGUUGUUGACUGCAUUAAAAAGGUGUUCCGUAAGGAAGGUUUUCCUGGCUUUUACCGCGGUUGUGCAACUAAUCUGUUGAGAACAACUCCCUCUGCCGUUAUUACAUUUACUAGUUAUGAGAUGAUACAUAGGUUUCUGCAGCGCAUUAUACUACAAUAUCCUAAGCAUUCAACUUCCCAGACUGAAGCUGAUGGCGGCGUGAAGCAUCAGCAGGAAAAUGGAGGCACUAAGGGGAGUAACAACACUGUUUUGCAGCAAUCACAAACUCAAUCAAAUAAUAUCACCCACCCAAUAUCUCUUGGAAACAAAGAACAGCUAUCUCCGGGAAAUUGAUUGAUUAUUGUUCUUAUUUCCUUCCAUUAAUUUUUUUGGCCCAUCUCCCAAUUGUGUGGGAAAAUUUUCCAUAAAAAUAGGAUUAUGAUUCUCCAAUGUUAUAGCAAAUAAAAUUGCAUCAUCUUCUUGAAUAUGAUUCCCGUCGCCUUGCUGCCUACUGCAACCGGUGAUGGUUCUUUGCAUGUAAGAAUUACUAGUCCAUUUACAGGCUAUGAAAGUCGGACAUGAUAGUAUCGACGUUUGGUCC
Tripterygium wilfordii is the source of this 1733-nucleotide messenger RNA. Its product is annotated as nicotinamide adenine dinucleotide transporter 1, chloroplastic-like. Bases 368 to 1486 code for a protein of 372 amino acids. The transcript is spliced from 9 exons. Lineage: Eukaryota; Viridiplantae; Streptophyta; Magnoliopsida; Celastrales; Celastraceae. The record is from RefSeq and is a predicted model, not a curated record. Gene Ontology annotation, molecular function: NAD transmembrane transporter activity. Gene Ontology annotation, biological process: NAD transmembrane transport.